AUGGACGAAAAGCAAGACACUCGAGUGUCGAUAAACUCCAUGAGUUCUGGCGACUCUCGAUCCGACGUGGAGCACACCGAGGAGAAUCACGAGCUGCUUGACAAGGAUGAACGGGAAGCACAGGACCUCGAGGCACAGUCACCCGUCGAACCAUCAUCACCUCCACCGGUCGAGUACAGUGUCUCGACCAGCCGGAAACUCUUUUAUCUCGGCCUAUAUUUCCUUCUCAACCUCGCCGUCACCCUCUCCAACAAGGCACUCCUACGAAGUGCAUCAUAUCCAUGGUUAUUGACAUUUGCCCACACAUUUGCGACUUCAAUAGGAUGCACGGCACUGCUUGUGACUGGCCACCUCAAGCUAUCGAAGCUUACCGUUCGCGAGAAUCUGGUUCUGGUUGCGUUUUCCACAUUGUUCACCCUCAACAUUGCGAUUAGUAAUGUCUCUUUGGCUCUCGUGUCUGUUCCAUUUCAUCAGGUCAUGCGCUCCACCUGCCCGCUGAUGACCAUUCUCAUCUACAAAGUUGCCUAUGGCCGCACCUACUCCAACGAAACAUGGAUUUCGAUGAUUCCGCUGAUCCUCGGAGUUGGUCUGGCAACGUUUGGCGACUACCACUUCACCAUGCUGGGGUUCACGCUCACACUCUUUGGCGUAAUCCUCGCCUCAAUCAAGACAGUCGCAACGAACCGCUUGAUGACCGGCUCCCUCAAACUGUCCGCCAUGGAGGUCCUCUUCCGGAUGUCACCUCUGGCGGCGAUUCAAUGCUUGGUGUACGCGGGAGGAAGCGGUGAGAUGAGCCGUUUCCAAGCGUCAUACUCUGAGGGAGUGUUCACGACGGGCCUCGUGGUCUUCAUUGUGUCCAAUGCCGCCAUGGCAUUUGGCCUAAACCUGGUGUCCUUCCAGACCAACAAGGUCGCGGGAGCUCUCACCAUUUCCGUCACCGGAAACGUCAAGCAGUGCUUGACUAUCGUCCUGGGGAUCGUGCUCUUCAACGUCAGGAUAGCGCUCCUGAAUGGUGCGGGCAUUUUCAUUGCAGUACUUGGAGCCGCCUAUUACUCAAAAGUAGAGUUGGAUCGCAAGCGCCUUUCUAGCUAG
Ramularia collo-cygni is the source of this 1092-nucleotide messenger RNA. Its product is annotated as related to glucose-6-phosphate/phosphate translocator. Gene Ontology annotation, molecular function: antiporter activity. The transcript is spliced from 3 exons. Lineage: Eukaryota; Fungi; Ascomycota; Dothideomycetes; Mycosphaerellales; Mycosphaerellaceae. Gene Ontology annotation, cellular component: Golgi apparatus. Bases 1 to 1092 code for a protein of 363 amino acids. The record is from RefSeq and is a predicted model, not a curated record.